Messenger RNA from Symbiodinium pilosum, 450 nucleotides. The record is from the annotation of a GenBank genome assembly. Lineage: Eukaryota; Dinophyceae; Suessiales; Symbiodiniaceae.
AUGCGAGGCCUUCUUAUAGCACCUCCCCACAAUGUGGAUCCGAAGAAUCUCCUCCUCGACGAGUCUGCCAGGAACACCAUUGAAAAUGCUCGCAACACGCUGGAAAUCAUGCGGAAGGAGGCGCCAGGUCAAGAAAUGAAGCUGUAUCUCGUCACUUCCGAGUUUCACUCACCGCGCUCUGAGUACAUCUUCAAAAAUGUUUUGGAUUCACAGAACGCUUCUGAAGUGGCGCUUGAAGCAUAUCCUGCCCCCAGCGGACUGGCUGAUGACAUCUCAGACGAUCCGAAGAAGCCCAUGGUGAGAGACUUCAAGGUCGAUAAGAUCAUGAAGGACAUCAACGAGUGGGGCAUCUUCCUCAGGCUUUGUCAUGAGCAUACCAUCAUGGAGGCCUGGAGAUCACAUUUGAGGGAAAGGAACCCCUACAAGAAGGUGGUAAGAUGUUUGGUAUAG